UAUGUUGGGCAACGAUAACCGGAAAUUCAUCUUGCCACACCUCACACACACCCCUGCUCACGCCGCGCCACACCAAGCCUCACAUUGCUGGGUAUUUAUUGUGGUGAGCUUCUGUUAGCUGGUCAGUUUUAUCUUUGUCUGUUAAUAGAUCUAACGGAGCUUGUGGAUCAAUAGUUCAUCAAUACCAGCAAUAACAAUGUGGGAGCCUGUUGCGUUGUGCUGUUUCACCAGGAGGACGGGAUGCAUUGUGCUGGGGGCGCUGGAACUGAUUGGAGCCAUUCUUGGAUUCAUUGUGUUUACGUUUGCAUUCACACUUGUAGAACACACCAUGACAAACAUAGUGUGCAAAAAUGAGACUCUUUCCAAGCUGGGCACAGAUUGUGAUGGACUAACCAAUGCUGUUUAUGGUGUGAUGGUAUUCUAUAUGAUCUGCGCUUCGAUCCAGGGUUUGUGCGCCGCCAUGAUGGUGUACGGAGUGUUGAAGGACAAACCGACUCUGAUCAUCCCCUUCAUGAUCAAGAACACAAUUGUAAUAGCCUUAAACAUCAUCUUCUGCAGUGCUGUUGUGGCUUUUCUGUGUGUAUUCAACUUCUUUUUGGUGAUCCCCUAUGUUUAUUGUUACGGGGCCAUGAUCUUCAUGUGGACCUACUUCUUGCUAACCGUCAGGGCUUACUAUUAUGAGCUGAAGCAUGGCAAAUCAGUCGACCAUCACAGGUUGACUGAACACUGUCAAGUCGAAAACUGCCACACCGGUAUGUAAGCUGUGAAAACGAUGCAUUCAAAACAGAAUACUUAACUCCAGAAUCACGGGCCGCCGUAGUACAGUAGAACCAUGCGUGCUUUGAGGUCUGAGGGGUCUCCAAGCGCACGGGUUCAAAUGUUGUCCGCGGUCUGAGUGUAGGUUGGGCUUCCUCACUCGGGGCAACGGUUUCCUAGCGGGUGGGCUUUCAGAU
Messenger RNA from Portunus trituberculatus (swimming crab), 953 nucleotides. RefSeq lists its product as uncharacterized. The transcript has 6 exons. The coding region runs from base 197 to 760 and encodes 187 amino acids. Lineage: Eukaryota; Metazoa; Arthropoda; Malacostraca; Decapoda; Portunidae. The record is from RefSeq and is a predicted model, not a curated record.